AAAAAACGAGUUACGUAACAUCCCGCGGUUAUGUUACUAGGCGAGGUACCAAGAGUAUACGUGGUCAUUUUGGUUGAAAUUGCGAGAGCCUAAAGAACUACAGUCUGCUCAUGCAGUGUCAACUGGUCAAAGUGCCUGCCAGAAUUUUGGUGUAAACUAUAUAUAUAGUCAAAGUUCACCAAGGUUUACAGCUGACAAAGAAUCUGAAUCAAUUGUACCUAGUAAGUUCAUGGUUAUAUAUAUAGAUAUUAUAUCGUAUAGUGUUAGUUCAUUACGAAACUACAAUAAUCCAUAUAUCGACUCCUUUUUAAGUUCUGUGAAGUCGCAAUAGAUCUUUUUCACAAGGGUGGGUAGUAGCGAAGUAGUUGUAGUUCGCUACUGUAGCGAACUACAAUUUUCAUGUAGCCAGUAGUUUUUGACUACUUUUUUAAAACAGUAGCUGUAGUUAUAGCGAACUACAUUUUGCCUAAAAGUAGCCAAGUAGUUGACUACUUUUCAAACAGUGAAUCGCUAUUCGCUACUUUUUAAAAUUGUUAGCAACUUGAUAGAAUAGAAUGAUAUUGAGACACGGUUUGCUUAAAAUCAAUACUCAAUAGUCAAUUUGCACUCUUGAACACUGUAGUGCUUACAAAAAUGUUGCUUUGUGUUUACUGUUGCUACUCGUAAGUCGAUUUGUUAUAGGUUACAUUUCAACCUGAGUUAGUAGAUGCUCCAAAUACAGUAAAACUAAAAAAUAUAGCGUAGCGAAAUAGCGAAACAGUCGCUACAUUUUUAAAGCAGUAGCUGUAGUCAGUAGCGAACUACCUUUGUUCAAAAGUAGCAGUAGUUGUAGCUGACUACAAAAAUUUUGUAGUCAACCCACCCUUGCUUUUUCACCUUGUCAAUACAGUUUCAUUUUGUGUUAGCGCUCUAUAGCUAAAUGACAGAAUUAAUGUCUUUUUAUCUAUAUUUAAUUAUAUCUCAUAACUAAGCGGAAACUUUUAAAUGGAUUUCCGCUUUUCCGCAUGCACUCGCAUAUAGCAAAUUCGUUAAAGUAUAGCUUUCAUCAUAGAUAAUAGAAGAGAAGGAUAGGGAACUCAUUGUUCUAUGUUUUUGUUCACGUUAUUCAUUUAUUCAAGUCAUUCACGGCAUUGUAUUUUCUGUAUAAUGAGGCAUUCAUCCAAUAGCAACGACUGACUUGAAUUAAUCAGUCGUUUUACCGUCACGUGGUGGGUCGCUUUAUCGUGACGUGUCCAUAGAAUUUACUUCCAUAUAGGGCAUGUCAUUGUCUUUCAACAUGAAGUUAAUUUUUGCUGUGAGACAAUGGAGUUGCCUAUCCUUCUCUUCUAUUAUCUAUGCUUUCAUAGGCUUUAGUCUUUAACGAAUUUCAGACAUCAUUUCUCUUUGGCGUAGCUACCAUCUUAAAUCUCGUCAUUUUAACAUUAUUUUACAGAGUUUGUCCGAUUGAGAAACGAUCGAAUAGAAAAUUAAAAAUUUUGAGUUUUAUAUAUAUAUAUAUAGGUUAUCAUAUAAGGGAUGAGGUGAUAUCAGUUUUAUCGCUCGAGGGAUGAUAUCACAAUUGGUUAUUAGGUCAAUUUAUCUGAAGAGUGCCACAUACUGUGGUACGAAACUAUUUAGUAAUAAAGAUGCCUAGUGGAUUUUGUUGAUUUGUUGUACCUUAAUUUAUAUAUAUAUCUAUAUAUAUAUAUAUAUAUAUAUAUAUAUAUAUAUAUAUAUAUAUAUAUAUAUAUAUAUAUAUAUAUAUAUAUAUAUAUAUAUAUAUAUAUAUAUAUAUAUAUAGUUAUAUAUAUAGUUAUAUAACCAAGUAGUAAUUGCACUCAUUAAGACAUUAAUCAUUAUAGUUUUGAGUGCGUGUUACAUAACAUGCGAAAAAAAAUCUCUUCACAUAUUACUCCUAUACUCACAUUAUAUAUAUAUAUAGGACAAGCUGAGUUUCAACGAUUAGCAUUCGCGAAUUUGGAAUUAAGUUGGACAGGAAAGGCGGUUCAGGAAGAGUUUCUAUACAUUCCUAAUAGUCCUCGAAGACAGUUCAAAGAUUAAACAACAACAUGAUGACGAAGUGCGUUUAUGCUAUUCUAGUAUUAGUUAAACUGUUGUCCGUACGAGAGGGCCAUGCGUAUGAAACUGGUGCGCCUCCGAAGGCCUGUCCCACCCUAACGCCAGGCCACGGAAUGCAGUUGACUGGAAAUAAUCCGUUCACAAUCAGCGUACAGCGAAUCUUACCUGCUGUACUUCAUGUCACAGUAUCAUCGAGUGAUAACUCUGACUUUCAAGGGUUUAUGCUACAAGCAAGAGAAGUCGGAAGCAAUACGCCUUUGGCAAAUUUUCAGAGUCCUCCUGAUCACACUCAACUUAUAAAAUGCACACAAGACGCGGUAAGUAUGACUCUCGUAUACUAUAUAUAAGGUUUCAAAUUCCAUCCGAGGAUUGAGUUUCAAACAUAUGCGAGUAGACCUUAUACAUAAUGACGUCACAAGGCUUGAUGCCCGCGAGGAAUGUUGGUCUUAGUAAUCAGCGCCCGGGAAAAUUAAACAAUUCAAAAUGGCCGCUAUCGAAAUUUUCCUGGGCGAUGACUAUACUAAGACCAACAUUCCUCACGACAUUAACGAGCGUGCUCAUGAGCUCGUAAGCAUGUUUGUGAGCAUAUUACAGGAUUUUUUCAUGAGAGUACCAAAAUCCGGUAUAUGCUUGUUCAUUUCUCUCUAAUGAAUGCAGAAGAAUUUUAAAGUACUUCUAAAAACGUCUUUUAUAGGAUACCGCUACGCACAGUGAUAUCACACCUAAGAAAAGUGUGACAUUUAUGUGGGUGCCUACCCCUGGAAAAACUGCAAAAUUCCGUUUCCAUGCAACCGUCGCUAUCAAUAAAGCUAAUUACUGGAAAGGAAUUGUCUCAGAUGAGGUAUUUACUAUUAUUUAUUUAAUUGCGAAGCAACUCCGUACAUAUAUUCAAUAUACAAGUAGUUCCUAGUGGAAUACUUGUAGUUUCCUGACUGUACAAUUAUUUCUCUCUGAAGUUGCUUCAAUUCUUGCCAGAAGACAAAGUGUUGUAUUCUUCGCAACCGUUCCGGGUUGGGUCUUAAACAGUUGUUUAUAUAUAUCCUCAUUUGGAUUACCCACCAAAUCCAGCAAGUAAUAAGUUGAUAGCUUAGGGAGGGUCCUGAAGGGGGGUCCCAAUCCCAUUUCUCACCUGAAAUUUUGGCAAAAUCCCAGUCCCAGUUGGAUUUUUAUUAGAAAUCCCAGUCCCAUUUAUUGAAAUCCCAGUCAAUAAAAAACCCUUUAUUUAUCGGUAGAAUAAACAGUUUUAAGACCUUUUAAGCAAGUGGCGGACACUUUAUGAAAUAUUAGGGUGGGCCUCGUGCCGAAGGCACGGAAAAUUUGUAAAUUUGAAUCCCGAAAAUGGCAUUUGCAGCAUUCUGAGACACGCAUUAAUCAGAAACCCAGAAUUCCGGGCGCCAGAGUAUGCCUGUUCGCAGGUAGUGCUGUGAAUAAUAUAGUUAACAACAAAAAUCAUGACCAAAGACACCAAAAACGGAUCAAAAUUGUAUUUUAAAAUACUCAAAACGCAGAAAAAUUGGGAAUCGACUCGCAUUACCUCAAUUCCAUUCCCAUUUUUGAGGACUUCAUUUCCAAUUCCCAGUGGCCAAAUCCCAGUCCCAGCAACCCAAAUCCCAUUUUCCCAGUCUAAAAAUAGAUCAAUCCCAGUUCCCAUUUUACCCCUUCACGGCCCUCUUUUAUGUGCAUACUCAAAACGCAGAAAAAUUGGGAAUCGACUCGCAUUACCUCAAUCCCAUUUCCAUUUUUGAGGACUUCAUUUCCAAUUCCCAGUGCCCAAAUCCCAUUUUCCCAGUCUAAAAAUAGAUCAAUCCCAGUUCCCAUUUUACCCCUUCACGGCCCUCUUAUUAUGUGCAUACUCAAAACGCAGAAAAAUUGGGUUAGGGGCCGAUUACAUAAAGAACUUUCGGGGUUGAACUCAUCCCUGUUAACCCUGUUGAAAUUUUUUGCGAUUACAUGGGCGAUUUCAACCCCGGAGUUGAAACGCUAUACUAUACAUUCUCGGCAUCGAUUCCCAGAAGUAAAAAAGCCUUUGUUUUGUUUUCUUGAAAUAAAUAUAGUCAUUACCACGUAUGCUCGAAUAACUCAUGAUAAUUUCAGCCCUGGGUUGAAACGAUCACACGACAAAAUUUUCAACCCAGGGCUGAGUUCAACCCGGCCCAGGGUUGAAAUUUCGACCCUGCUCGCUGAAGCAGGGUUGAAAUUUCAACCCCGGGGUUGAACUCAGCCCUGGGUUGAAAAUUUUGUCAUGUAAUCGCGCGUUUGAUUUUGAUACAGUUUUGUAUUACAGACAGGGCUAAAAUUUCAACCCGGUAAACAGGGCUGAGUUCAACCCCGGGGUCGAAAAUGCUCCAUGUAAUCGGCCCCUAAAUUGACAAACUUUAUUCUACAGAUUGAUCUUCCACUGGUCAUCAUUACACAACAACCCUCAACGACCUCCGGCAGCACUGGAACUCCGAUGUCCGUGGCGUUGCCCAGCACAGACAGCCAAACAGUCAAGACUGUGGCAACUCAACCUCCACCAGCAACAAUAGACACAACUCAAACAGUCAACGGUUCAGUGGCUCAAACCACGGUUACCAUGACAACAACGCCAUCCAAGGCUCCGGCAUCAACCUCUACACUUACGUUGCUAGUAACAAAUUUGAUUUUGUUUACGUCAGUCUUAUUAUUGUAAACAUUUUAUAAUCAUUCAGUUUAGUUUAGUUUAGUUUAAUCAAUAGAUUUAAAACAGGAUAUUAUAUAAACACUCCAGUGUUAAUAGUUAGACCCCGCCGGGCACACAAAGUUGUUAUAAAUUAUGGUUGACGAGAUUCGCAACCUAAUCUCAACGUUGUUUCAACUUCGAUCCUGACAGAUCAUAUAGGCCUACAUUGAAACAACGUCAAUUUGCCCGCUGGGCUGUUAUAAAGGUGUGCCGGCCGUGAGAUAAAAUAUACAAUACAAUCACUAUUAAUUACAACUACUAUAUAUAAGAUAUACAUAAAUAUGAGUUAUAUAUUGUAAAGAGUUGAAAUUUACAUGUAAUGUAAUUUGUAUCCUAAAUAAAAUGACUAGUGAAUCGCCUGAUGUCUGGAUAUUUGUGCGAAUUUAUGGUACUGCAAGUGUGUUUGAAAGUCAGGGAGGAUGGAAUAAUUUAUCAAAGAAAAACUUUUGAUAGAAUAUAUAUUUUCUUGUGAUGAAAUAUUAUCAGACAUCAUCAAACAUCAUUUCAUCAAUGC
Messenger RNA from Paramuricea clavata, 5273 nucleotides. The record is from the annotation of a GenBank genome assembly. Lineage: Eukaryota; Metazoa; Cnidaria; Anthozoa; Malacalcyonacea; Plexauridae.